Molecule: messenger RNA, 1299 nt
Organism: Aspergillus calidoustus
Lineage: Eukaryota; Fungi; Ascomycota; Eurotiomycetes; Eurotiales; Aspergillaceae
Source: the annotation of a GenBank genome assembly
AUGGUCCAAUUUGGCGCCCAUACUGUCGCCCUUGCGGCAGCUCUGCUUCCGAAUAUUGUCUCGGCCCUUGGUCUCCACGAGGCUGCCCUUGCCGCCGGCCUCGAAUACUUUGGCUCGGCGACAGACAAUGGAGAGCUGUCCGACAUCCCAUACCUGACUCAGCUCAGUAACACGGAGGACUUUGGUCAGAUUACCCCCGGUAAUUCGCAAAAGUGGGAUAGCACCGAACCCUCCCAGGGGACAUUUAGUUUUACUCGCGGGGAUGUGAUCGCCGAUCUGGCCGAGGAUAAUGGUCAGCUGCUGCGUUGCCAUACACUUGUCUGGCAUCAGCAGCUUCCUAGCUGGGUGACCAGUGGCAGCUGGACAAAUGCGACUCUGACCGCGGCCCUGCGCAACCACAUCACCAAUGUCGUCACCCAUUAUCGGGGAAGAUGUGUCCACUGGGAUGUUGUGAAUGAGGGUCUGUCUGUCUUUUGCCCCUUGCAUUUGUUUUAUCCAGGCCUCUCCCUCCUCUACCAUGGUGCACACAAUUCUGACGCUGGUCCAGCCCUCAAUGAAGAUGGCACCUACCGCACAAAUAUCUUCUACACAACCAUUGGCGAAGCCUACCUCCCCAUCGCCUUCGCCGCCGCAGCCGCCGCAGAUCCCUCCGUAAAGCUCUACUACAACGACUACAACCUCGAAUACGGCGGCAACAAAGCGGCCGGUGCCCGGCGCAUCGUCCAGCUAAUCCAGAACGCAGGCGUCAAAAUCGACGGCGUCGGCCUCCAAGCGCACUUUGGGGUUGGAACGCUCCCGAGCAGAAGCUCGCUUGUUAGUGUUCUGAACUCGUUUAUUGCGCUCGGUGUCGAGGUCGCCUACACAGAGGCCGACGUGCGGAUCCAGCUCCCGACAACAGCGACUACUCUCGCGCAGCAGGCGACCGAUUUCCGGAACCUGGUCGGGUCCUGCGUGGAUACGGUCCCCGGGUGCGUCGGGUUUACCAUUUGGGACUGGACGGAUAAGUAUAGUUGGGUUCCGAGUGUCUUUGACGGGUACGGGGCUGCGCUGCCGUGGGAUGAGAAUUUCGUCAAGAAGCCUGCGUAUGAUGGACUGUUGGCUGGGUUGGGCGUUACUGUUACCACUACUACUACGAGUACUACUACCGCGACGAGCACGACGUCCAGUGCCACGACUACGAGUACGGGGACUGCGCAGCGGUGGGAGCAGUGUGGUGGGAAUAACUGGAAUGGACCGACUGUGUGUGCGAGUCCGUGGACUUGUACUUUUGUUAAUGCUUGGUACUCGCAGUGUUUGUGA